GUCAGACUUUGAACUGCGCACUGGCGCUCAUCACUGCUUAUCUCUGACCGCUGCUUGUCAUCAAAAGACGCUGGUCACUGACACUUAGCGAACUCAGAUGUAAAGAUUAGGAUGAACAGUUGUUGAAAGAAAGAGAGAGAGAGAAAGAGAGAGAAAGAAAGAAGGAAAAAUCCAUAGAGCAUCUCUAAGGGAACAGAGCGGGGAUUAAACGUUCGCUUUAACGUUUACUCGGGAGUUGAGAUGGUCCACACCAGGGAUGUGUUUUUCGCCUUGCUUUUCGUGGGCUGUGCAGUUUCACUGGAAGUUCAGAUCACACCUGUUCUUGGUGAGAUCAGCCUUGGAGAGUCCAAAUUCUUCAUGUGUGAUGUUGUAGGCGUUGCCAAACAUUUGGACUGGUAUGGCCCAAGCGGGGAUCGGAUAGACCCCAAUAGACCAGACUUGACUGUAACCCGCAACGAUGAGUCAUCUUCCACCCUCACAUUUUAUAAAGCUAAGACUGAUAGUGCCGGGAUGUACAAGUGUGUCGCUACCAACGGAGACCAGCAAGCAGAGGCAACCAUCACAGUAAAAAUCUUCCAAAGAAUAACCUUCACAAAUGCUCCAUCUCCUCAAGAGUUUACUGAAGGAGACAAUGCAAACAUUGUCUGUGAUGUCACCAGCUCACCUUCACCCACUGUUUUUUGGAAAUAUAAAGGAGCAAAAAUACAGUUUGAAAAAGAUGUUCGUUUCAAGGUACUGAGCAACAACCACCUUCAAAUCCGUGGCAUAAAGAAGACAGAUGAGGGCUUGUACGUGUGUGAGGCUCGCCUCAUGUCACGCGGCGAGAUUGAUAUGCGUCCCAUCAGCGUAGUGGUGAAUGUCCUCCCAACCAUCAGAAUAUGGCAAUCAGAGGUGAAUGCCACGGCAGAUGUUGCCCAGCCUGCCACUUUGACUUGUGCUGUUGACGGCUACCCAGAACCCAUGGUGACCUGGAUAAGGAACAGCGUUGAACUUAGAGAUGAAGAAAAGUACAGCUUUAAUGAAGAUGGCUCAGAAAUGACUAUAAUGGAUGUUACCAAACUGGAUGAAGGAGAAUACACAUGCAUUGCCAAAAACAAGGCUGGGGAGAGUGAGAAGGAACUGAGCCUCAGAGUGUUUGUAAAACCCAGGAUCACUUACAUAGUGAACCGGACCACUUCAGAGAUGGAAGAACAGGUAACUGUUACUUGUGAAGCAUCUGGGGAUCCAACUCCAACCAUCAGCUGGAGCUACGGUGAGCAAGUUUUCGCUGAAGGAGACCAGGCACAUCUAAACAGGAUCUAUCAGGCAUCAUGGACUCGGCCUGAGCAGCACAAGAGCCCAGAUGGAAAUGUGGUUGUAAGGAGUGAUGCUCGUGUAUCCUCCCUCACUCUGAAGUAUGUCAAGUAUACAGAUGCUGGUCAGUAUCUCUGCACAGCACGCAGCGCCAUUGGAGAGGAUGAACAAAUUGCUUAUCUGGAGGUCCGCUAUACGCCUAAGAUCCAUGGAACAGUCGCAGUUUACACCUGGGAGGGAAAUCCGGUCAAUAUCAGCUGUGAGGUCAAGGCUUUUCCCACUGAUGUGUCAAUUGUUUGGCUGAGAGAUGGACUGCAGCUCCCAAACUCAAACACAACCAAUAUCAAGAUCUUCAGAACUCCUUCAUCCAGCUACCUACAGAUUACUCCUGAGUCUGAAAAUGAUUUUGGAAGCUAUAACUGCACCGCCUCCAAUGAGAUGGGCACCGAGUCCAAGGAGUUCCUGCUCAUUCAGGCUGAGGUUCCAUCAGCUGUAGUAUUCAAUGAGGUGAGGCCUUUCUCCACCACUGCUCUGAUCCAGUUUGGGGAGCCAGAAUCUCUCGGAGGCGUUCCUGUUCUGAAGUACAGAGCUCAGUGGAGGAUGCAGGGCAGGGGCAGUUGGAUACAGAAGGUCUACGAGGUCACGGAUGGAUUCAUCAAUGAAGUGACAAUAACGGGCCUGAAGCCAGAGAGCCGCUACGAGGUGAAGCUUUCAGCCAUUAAUGGCAAGGGUGAAGGAGAGAGCAGCCCUGUCCAGUUCUUCAAGACGGAGCCUGUUCCCCCCAUUAGCAGAAACGACCUUUUUCAUUUUUUCACUGACAGCACAGAAGGAAAUCCAAACCCUCCUAAACUUGAGGGAUCACUGCAGCCUAAAGGUAACUCCCUCAAAGUCAGCUGGAUUAAGCAGGAUGAUGGCGGAUCUCCCAUCCUGCAUUACCUGAUCCGCUACAAACCAAUCCAGGCGUCAGUGUGGAAGCCCGAAAUCCGGAUGCCCAGUGGCAGUGAUUACGUCAUCCUGCAGGGAUUAGAGUGGGACACAGACUAUGAUGUGUAUGUGGUGGCUGAGAACCAGAAGGGGAAGUCCCCACCUGCCACCAUGUCCUUCAGGACAUCUGCAGAGCCAGAGGCCAUCCCAGCCACUCAGGGCAGCUCAUCCGUGACAUGCACUUUGGUAUCACUCAUCUCGUCCCUCAUCGCUGUUCUCCUGCUAUCAUAGUUCACGUCUGGGAUUUACACCUUAACAGUAGAGGAGAGCAUGCCUUUUCUCUGGCCUGGCUUUCUCUCUGGACGUUUUUUACCACUUAUAACAGACUUUCUCCAUGACAGAUCUGUUUCUGUCAUGGUGGAGAAACGGUUGUUGUGUGGUUUCAGAACAGACCAGACAGAUUUAAUGAACCAAAGGCAGUGGAAAACCUUCGCCUCCCACAGAUUCACUCUGCUCAGCAUUAGCACAGAUAGUCGUCAGCUCUAGACAACAGAGAGAAGUGCAAGUUUACAGUUAUGAACAGAGGUGGACUUAUAAUAAAAGUUGUUUUUUUUUUUAAAGUAGCACAGAGUCGAGUAAGAACCAAGUACUGAACCUUUCUGUUUACAUAAACACUGCAUUAUAUUUCUUCAUGGUUCAUAAAGUUGUCGCUUAAUGUUUGGAUCAUUAACACUAAUAGCCCUGGGAAAAAAACAAAAAAAAACUUUUUAACUGUUUAUAUUGGCAGAGAUUCUCAAAAUGUUUACUGAAAUACAGAACAUUUAUUUUUGUGCAGAUGAUUACAUGUUUUCUGGUGCAAAUGUUUUUAAUCUGAUGUCCACACAAAUGACUUUAUGUUUUUAUAUAUUUAUAUUUGGAAGGUGCUUUAUUCAGCUACAGUGCUGUAAAAAAGUCCCCCUCCUCCUAACAGAUUUAUUCUGCUGUAUCUGUUUUUUGCCGUUUAAGUAUUUCAGAACAUCAAAGUAAAAUGCUAAAAAUCCAGUGGGAAAAAAAUUUCCCUCUUUAUUUUAAUCUUAAAACACCAGCAAUUAAGUAGUUUUUGAUCAAUUUUAGCUUAAAAAUGCCUGAUUACUGCCAGACCUGCAGAAUCCAUAAACAACUCAAACAGAACCUGUAUGACAACAUGAAGUAGGCUAUACUUUCUUACAGCACUCUAUCUUUUGUAACCUAGCGGACUUAUUAACUUUAGGCAUGGGUCUGUUUGUUCAUUAGAGAAGGAUAUGCAUUAAAAUAUGUUUCACGGGCAACAAAUUAUGUAUUAUUCUUACACAAAGUGAUACAUCAACAACCAUUUUUUACCAACCGUGUUCGAAUCAACCAAACAAAAAGCCUGUAAGUAUUUGACAAAUGAUUGAUAAACAAAAAAAACAAAUCAACAACUGUCAAUUAACAUGUUUGUACUAAGUAAAAUUUUAAUCUGAACUAGAGCUGUGAAACGUCACUUAAGGGUAAGAAAUAACAUAAGGAAGGUAUUAAUGGGUGAUAGAAACACAAAAUUAUUUUUGAAUACUGCUCCUCUGGCCUAAAACAAUGUUAUUGUACCAGAGAAAGUGGGAGAUUUAAUAUGGCUUUCUACAUUUAGAGUAACACAGCUUGGCACCUCCCCCACCUGUUGCUUUAGCGUGUCAAUAAAUUGCCACAUGAAAAAGGUAGCAAAAAUUGCAUUGAUGUGGACUUUAAACUUCUCCAUGUAUUACUGUUAUUAGGUUGACAACAUUUUACUGAAUGGGGCAUGUCUGUUAAGCAAUUAAAUAGUUAAUAUAAGUUUACAAUAAGUAUAAUAUUAUGCACAAUAAACACAGGAGUAUUACUACAUUUACGAGGUGCUUAUUCUUUAUUAUUUGUUCAAGUCUGUGUAUCAAUAUUCAAAAGACUGAAUAAACAGGAGCUAUUAUACGUAAUCUUAUUGUAGUAGGUUAAUCAAUGUUUUAUCAUUUCAACUGUAAAAAUGUUGCUUUUCUGAUUACAAUAUAUGUUUUUUUGUGACAAACCCAUCAUAAUCUGGUGUUUUUACCGAAGGUCAUCAAAUCCCAUACUGACCCUUGCCUAAUUCAGCCAAUAAUCUAAAUCCCAGUCAUAUAAAACAUUCAGCUGUCUGUAAAAAAAAAAAUAAAAAAAUUAUUCCAGGUAUCAAAAUAACAAGUUUGUGUGUCUCAAUGCAGGUCUGUCCAAGCAAAGCAAUGUGUAAUGUUAGGAGUGUUAGUGGCUGUUUGUAAGUAGUCAUAAUGUUAUGGCUGAUUGAUGUACAUAUUUAAAUACUGUAUAGGAAUUCUGUUACAACUAAGGAUAGUUUAAGGAAAAGAAUAAAGAAUUCAGUUUUUGUUGUUAUAUUUUCGGAAAAUGUUACCCUGCAUGUAACCUACAAAACACUGUAAACUCUGUUUUUCUAAUAUG
Messenger RNA from Cyprinodon variegatus (sheepshead minnow), 4671 nucleotides. It is a transcript of the gene ncam1b, whose product is annotated as neural cell adhesion molecule 1. Gene Ontology annotation, biological process: axon guidance; dendrite self-avoidance; homophilic cell-cell adhesion. Lineage: Eukaryota; Metazoa; Chordata; Actinopteri; Cyprinodontiformes; Cyprinodontidae. The transcript has 21 exons. The record is from RefSeq and is a predicted model, not a curated record. Gene Ontology annotation, molecular function: cell-cell adhesion mediator activity. Gene Ontology annotation, cellular component: plasma membrane; axon. Bases 241 to 2508 code for a protein of 755 amino acids.